Molecule: messenger RNA, 2498 nt
Organism: Octopus sinensis (East Asian common octopus)
Lineage: Eukaryota; Metazoa; Mollusca; Cephalopoda; Octopoda; Octopodidae
Product: zinc finger protein 845
Exons: 3
Coding region: 351-2378 (675 amino acids)
Cellular component (GO): nucleus
Source: RefSeq, a predicted model, not a curated record
UUUCCUCAUGCGCAUGCGCAAACAUGUUGACUUGCUGACAACCAUUGAAAUCGCUCAGCGAAGCUUUUCCUUCCUUUUAUUAUAAUCGAGUUCAUCGAUAAAUUUCUUUGCUCGGUUCGAAGCAUAGAUUCAUGAACAUCGGAUGAGAUUGACAGAACAGAAUUGUUAUUAUCUUCUAAAGACUAAGAGGGAAGAUGUUAUACAGAACAGAUAUAACCCUGUUUGCAUGAAUCUAUCGUGAAUUUUUGUGAACUGUGAUUAAUCUGGUGGAAGAAGAUAAUUUAUAAAAAAAAAUAAUAUUUAUGUGAGAGACUUAAGAAAUUUGAAGGAGUCAUUCUUUUCCUAAAGGCAUGCCAAAAGUAUUAGAAAAAUCCUACAACUGUGAUAUGUGUAAAAGGUCAUUUUGUAAGGCCGUUACACUCACCACUCACAAAUGCAUUAAUUCCCACCACUGUGAUGUCUGUGGUAAAUCAUUUACUCGUGCAGAUAGUUUAAAUUCACACCGAUUUACUCAUACAAGAGAAAAACCACAUAGCUGUGGAAUUUGUGGUAAAUCAUUUUCUCAUAAACAUCAUUUAGUUAGACACAACUAUGUUCAUACAGGAGAGAAGCCAUAUCACUGUAAUAUCUGUGGUAACUCGUUCUCCGAUGGGAGUACUUUAACUAAACACAAACGCAUUCAUACAGGAGAGAAACCAUAUCGCUGUGAAAACUGUGGCAUAUCAUUUUCUCAGAUUAUUCACUUAACAAGACACAUAAAAAGCCAUACAGGAGAAAAACCAUAUCAAUGUGAUUUCUGUGAUAAAUCAUUCUCUCAAACAUAUAUUUUAGCUAAACAUAUACGGACCCAUACUGGAGAAAAGCCAUAUCAUUGUGAUAUCUGUGGUAAAUCAUUCUCUGAUAAAUGUGUCUUACGUAAUCACAAACAGAUUCAUGUGGGAGAGAAACCAUAUCGCUGUGAUAUUUGUGGUAAAUCUUUCUUUGUAAGUAGUUGCUUAACCAAUCACUUACGCAGUCAUACAGGAGAGAAGCCAUAUAGAUGUGAUAUCUGUGGUAAAUCAUUUUCUGUAAAGGGUAAUUUAACUAGUCACAUACGUGUUCACACAGGUGAGAAACCACAUCAUUGUGAUAUCUGUGGUAAUUCAUUCUCCGAUGGAAGUACCUUAACUAAACACAAACGCAUUCAUACAGGGGAGAAACCAUAUUGCUGUGUUAUCUGUGGUAAAUCCUUCCCUCAAAUUAUUCACUUAACUAGACACAUAAAAAGUCAUACAGGAGAAAAACCAUUUAAAUGUGAUUUCUGUGAUAAAUCAUUCUCUCAAGCAUAUAUUUUAGCUAAACAUGUACGGACCCAUACUGGAGAAAAACCACAUCACUGUGAUGUCUGUGGCAAAUCAUUCUCUGAUAAAAGUAGCUUACGUAAUCACAAAGAGAUUCAUGGAGAAGAGAAAGCGUAUCACUGCGAUAUCUGUGGUAAAUCAUUCUCUGUAAGCACUUACUUAGCCAAUCACAAACGCCGUCAUAGAGGAGAGAAACCCUAUACCUGUGAUAUCUGUGGGAAUUCAUUUACUGUAAAAGGUAGCUUAACUAAUCACAAACGCAUUCAUACAGGAGAGAAACCAUAUCACUGUGAGAUUUGUGGUAAAUCAUUUUCUGUGAAAAGCGUCUUACAACAGCACAAACACGUUCAUACAGGAGAGAAACCAUAUCAUUGUGUGACCUGUGGGAAAUCUUUUCCUCAGCUUAUUUACUUAACUAGGCAUAUAAAAAGCCAUACAGGAGAAAAACCAUAUAAAUGUGAUUUUUGUGAUAAAUCAUUCUCACAAAAAUUUAUUCUUAUUAACCAUGUACGGACCCAUACUGGAGAAAAACCAUUUCACUGUAAUGUCUGUGAUAAGACAUUCUCUGAUAAAAGUAACUUAAGUAGGCACAAGCAGAUUCACGAAACAACAAAACCAUAUCGCUGUGAGAUUUGUGGUGACACAUUCUGUGAAAAAGAAAGCUUAACUGAACACACAUCUAUUCAUACGGGAGAGAAACCAUAUCAGUGUGAUAUCUGUGGCAAAUCAUUUUCUAUAAAGUCUACUUUAACUAAUCAUGGACGCAUUCAUACUAGACACAAACCCUAUCAGUGCGACAUCUGUGGUAAAUCAUUCUCUCUAGGAAGUACCUUAAAACAACACAAACGAAUUCACAGAGGAGAGAAACCACAUCGCUGUUAUAUCUGUGGUAAAUCAUUUCUUACAACAAAUAACUUAAAGAAACAUAUGUCUAUUCAUACUGGAGAGAAGCCAUAUGAGUGUGAUACCUGUGAUAAGACAUUCUCUGAGAUCAAGGACUUAACUAAACACAAAUCCGUUCAUACAGGAGAGAAGUAAUAUUACUGAUGGUUUUUGUAAUACCCUCUCAAUUAACUGUACAUUUGUAUUGAUGUCACAACUCAUUCUAUGAAACUAAUAUGUAAACAUACAUUAUAUACACAGAUAAUAAAAUAGUAU